AUUAGUGUUGUACCCCAGAAAGGAUUAAUAGUGACACCAAUAGUUUUUCUUCUUGCUCUCUUGAGUUUCACUUCCUCUUUUUUCGCCCGAUUGAGCUGUGGCAGUCACAGUGAAGCACGACGAAAAGUCUUCAUCUCCGCUCCCCAUCAGCUUAUCGCUCCGCUGCAGCAGGAAACACUUCAUUACCUGCAAAUGGCCCUCCAGUGGCUGAGCUGCAGUACUGCAGUGUUGCUGUUUCUGGUUCACAUCACUCCAGCUGACAUGCAGUCCUGCAAUGGGGGAUUCCCUGGGAUUCCUGGGAUACCAGGCACUCAUGGGCCCAACGGCAAUGAUGGUACUAAAGGAGAGAAGGGAGACCCCGGUGAGGCAGAUCAUAGCAUGAGGGGUCAGAAAGGAGAACCUGGUCCAAUGGGUCCUCCAGGGCGACCUGGACUGAAAGGGGACCCAGGCCAACCAGGCACUAGGGGAUUACCCGGUCUACCCGGGCCGAAGGGAAGCCCCUUCAGCCAACAACAAUCCUAUUUCUCCUUGAAAUCUACGACAUCAUCACCAGCAGAUACUCCCAUCAUCUUCAAUGGACCAAUUUUGGCUGAAGAGAAUGAACCGUUUCGAGGAGAAAGACUGACAAAUGAGACAACGUACACCUGCACCAACAGAGGCAUAUAUUUCUUCAGUUACCACAUCUCAGGAAGGUACAAGGUGUGCCUGAAGUUGGAGAAAAAUGGUGUAAGUGACAUGGAAUUGUGUGACCAGUAUAAUGGGUUUCUGGUCGUCUCUGGCACGGCAGUUCUGGAGCUGGAAGUUGGCGACGUGGUCUCACUGAAGACAGUCAAGACGAACACCAUCCUGACAGGCCAGGCCAGCGCCAGCACCAUAUUCACUGGCUUCCAGAUCUUCCCAACCUCCUAAAUCUGCAGUCUCCACAGUUUAAUAAAUUACAAAUCUUCUGGGACAGUUAAAGGAACUAAAUGAUGUUUGUGCCUUCUUUAACAGAGCAAAGACUAUCCACAUUUGUAAAGGUUAGCUCUGUGUUGCAGAAUUCAUCCCAUUACACUAACCACAAAUCAUGUUUUACCCAUGCAUGCAUUUUACACUGAUUUACAAGAGUACGAAAACACAGUAAACAAUUCCCCAGUUUUA
Molecule: messenger RNA, 1140 nt
Organism: Oreochromis aureus
Lineage: Eukaryota; Metazoa; Chordata; Actinopteri; Cichliformes; Cichlidae
Product: complement C1q subcomponent subunit B-like
Exons: 5
Coding region: 193-909 (238 amino acids)
Molecular function (GO): protein binding
Source: RefSeq, a predicted model, not a curated record